UAAUAAAACAUGUCUAAGAAAAGAGGUUUAAGUGCGGAUGAAAAGAGGACAAGAAUGCUGGAAAUUUUUCAUCAAAGUAAAGAUUUUUUUCAAUUAAAGGAGUUAGAAAAAAUUGCUCCGAAAGAGAAAGGCAUUACAAUGCAGUCAGUAAAAGAAGUAAUACAGAGUUUGGUUGAUGACCAUCUUGUGGACUCAGAGAAAAUUGGUACAUCCAUUUACUUUUGGUCAUUUCCUAGCAAGGCAAAAAAUGCCAAGAAAAGGAAGUUAAAUGAUGUUCAAAACGAGUUGAAUGAAUGUGUUAAGAAACUGAAAAAGACAGAAGAUUCCAUAACAUCUGAAUCAGUUGGAAGAGUAGUAAAUGAAGAAAGGGAAAAGAUACUGGCAACACUUGAACAAGUAACAAAGACAGAGGUUGAAUUGAAAAAAGAGUUACAGAAGUACAGAGAUUGUGAUCCUGAAUACAUUGCUGCAUUAACUGCGGAGAUAGAAGAAUUAAAAAGUGCAACUAAUAGAUGGACGGAGAAUAUUUACAUACUCAAGUCUUACAUUAAGAACACAUUUCAAAUGGAAAAUGAAGUUAUCGAACAGAAUUUCAACAUUCCUCAAGAUUUGGACUACAUUAAUGCAUAAAAUUUGAAUUUUCUCCAACAUUUAUUUC
Molecule: messenger RNA, 658 nt
Organism: Papilio xuthus (Asian swallowtail)
Lineage: Eukaryota; Metazoa; Arthropoda; Insecta; Lepidoptera; Papilionidae
Product: meiotic nuclear division protein 1 homolog
Exons: 5
Coding region: 10-630 (206 amino acids)
Biological process (GO): reciprocal meiotic recombination
Cellular component (GO): nucleus
Molecular function (GO): double-stranded DNA binding
Source: RefSeq, a predicted model, not a curated record